GAAGCCAGCAUAACGUUCCCCGGUGGAAAAGGCUCGCGCUCUUCCGACGCCGACGUCGCCGCCGUCCGGGUAGACGAGUCGGCGCAGAGGAGGGACCCGACCGAGCCAGGGCUGCCAACCGGGGCCCACCGAAAUGGAGGGUAGCGGUACGGGGAUAAGCAGACUCGACUGCUACGAAGACAUGUUCAAAGAGAUCACCAGGAAACUCUACGGGGAGGAUCCGGACCACCGAACGUCGAGCGUGCAGAACGAGUUCGAGACCUCGGUGUCGUACAAGAACGAGGAGGACACGGAAAACGGGACCGACGGGAGCGACGACGGGAAUUGGACCUGCGAGGAGGAGCCCCUGAAGGGGACGGAGGGCAGCAGGAUAGCCGCGUACCACGCCGGGAAGUCGACCUGGAGGUGCUACGAGUGCGGCGACUGCAUGGGCGGAGGACCGCGCGACGUCGCCGAGCACUUCGUCGAGCUCCACUCCUCCAGGAUCGUGGCGGACGACGCCAGGAACCGGCACCACUCCCCGCGGAAGGACUACCUUCAGACCGAGCUCAAGAUCGAGGACGUGGUCGCCUACCUCGAGAGGCUUAGGGACCGCGCCGAAAGGGCGGCGCCACCGUCGCGUCGCACGCAAGAGACGCAGACGGUACCCGCGGCAUUGCUCCCGGCUACCUCGACGUUCCUGCUCCAGGAGCUGCCCUCGGCCCCGGCUCCGCAGCACCUGCACCAGAGUGCCGCAGCAAUGCCGUCCUCCGCGGCCGCUUCCGGUAGCGGAAAACGCUACACGUGUCCUUACUGCCCGUACGGGACCGACCGGAGAGACCUUUAUACGCGGCACGAGAACAUCCACCGCGAGGAGAAACCUUUCCAUUGCUACAUCUGCUAUAAGCCCUUUAAUCGGGCGGAUCACGUGAAGAAGCACUUCCUCAGGAUGCACCGGGAACACGGCUACGAGCUCUCCAGGAUACGAAGGCCUGCCGGAUCCGGAGGUACGCCCAAGCCGCUUCCGCAGGACUCCGGUUCUGGCACCAAUGCCAAUACGAACGCGACACACCAGACAACCUAUCCGCCGGGGUAUAACAAUAACAAGGGAUACCAGAUCCAACAGAGUCCCGGAAACGGAGGAGGACUGUACCAGCCGACGGCGAUGCCGGCCCCGGGGAUCAUGCAACCGGAAGCGGCAUGCGGCCGGAGGAUACAGAAUGGCGGAUGUAACAGCAAAAGUCAUCUGAAAGGUGGUUCGAAAGGAGCCCAAGAAAGAAGGUACACUUGCUGUUACUGCUCGUGGAGCGGGGUCGACAAUUGGUGCCUGAAGCGACACUUGAACACACACCUUAAACCUUUCGCUUGCGCUCUCUGUGAGUACAAAGCAGCGAGAGCGGAACGCCUCGCUACGCACGUGCUAAAGGUCCACAACAGGAGGCAAUGCUCGCGGUGCUCCUUCCUCGGGGAAGACGCGGCGCAACUUCAAGCCCACCAACUCCAUGUGCAUCGUGUGAGCGGCGCAAACGCCCCGGCGUCCUCGCCUCAGAAUGCGCCGCCGCCGCCGAACCCGCGUCACCAGCAACCUUUACACCCCGUUGGAGGUGGUCGACCACCUCCUGGCCCACCGGUAUUUCCGGCACCGGCACCAGCAAUAGCACCUGCAACUACCGUGAUACCACCUACUACUAUUCUCGGCAGCAGAGAGUGCGAGCCGAGGCCAACCGAGGCCGGCUCGAUCGUGUCAACCCGACACAAGAAGAGGGUCCAGAUAGCUUCCCGGCCCAUCAAAGUCGACAGGCUCGAGACCAGGAAGCCUCAGGAAGCGCCAGGAAGCGUCGUUAAGAAGAGAUUCGUCGAGUCCGAGGUACCGAGCGGCUCGAGGAAAAGGCCUGCCGACCAGGAGGCAAUUAACGUGGUCAGGAAGAGGAUAGCUGGCAAUGAAAAGCGGUCCAGGAAGCAGCGCAAGCCAAGGAAGGUGACACCGCAGGACUUUCUCGAGGACCUGGAAGAGGAGUCGUCGAGUCUUCUGGAGCCCGGUGGCAUCGAUUCCGUUGGCACGAGGACGCCCAUCUCCAACGAGAAGAAGAAGUCCGGCUCGUUGCUGAGAGAGCUGCGCGAUCGGUACUUGGUUCAGCUGGUCUCUCGUCGUGGACUUCUCAAGUGUCACCUAUGCCCACCCACCGCGUCGGCGAAGGCUCUUCUUUGGGUGCCGUACCACACCAGAGCUUCCCUCACUCUGCAUACUCUGUGGAGACAUCGUAGGGCGAAGUUUCGCGAUGCCGAGGAGUCUCGUCUUCGGCAUCAGGCUACCGUCCCAUCGGCUAUUACCCUGAAGGCGACGGUGUGUUAUACCAGCUACCGUAGAUAGCAUUCGAUGCCUUGGUCUGUCAUCGAUCCGAGUCUGCGAGCUGUGUAUGACUAUUGAAUGACUAGGUUCUAUAGUGAAUCCGUGAGCUUUUCGAAUACGUCGUCUUGAAGUUCUGCGCCGCAAAAUGUGAGCUUAAUGUUAAAGAGUGAUACGGGGGGAAUGUCAGAAAGUACUGUACCUUCGAGUCUGGGUUACCGUGAGUGGAAUUAAUCCCGGCAUCACGGUAAAAAGUCCUAACCAUGAAUUUCACUAUCCAGUAAUCCAGCAAAACGUCACACGUCGUAAAGGCUGGAUCGUGUUAACUCUACGUGAAGAGGGUCCAGGUCUCUUCCGAUGUAACCAGGGCACCUUGGGGGUGUCCUGGAACAUGGAGUCGACAAAUCUUCAUGACCUGAAUAGCUUCUUAAUAGUAGGACAUUUAAUAAGAGGAGAAAGCUGUACGGCUGAGGAAGAGAUGUGAUCGUUAUUAGACUGGUGUCAGAUUUCGUUAGAGACUUCCUAAUAUCACUUGCGUUCGAUGCAUCCACGAUUUCUCGUCUUCAGAUGCUUCUGUCAAUUGCGUAUAUUAUAGAAAUAUCAUAUUGAAGAGUUCUGUUUUUCUAUUUUUUUUUUUUAUGUUACUCCUUAGUUGAAUAUCCCAAUAAUGAAAGCGAGUUCUACCAACUAUCACAGAUCUCAGUCAGUACUUUGGUCAAUUGUUGACCGCAAUCCGUGACCUAAGGUUAAGUUCGAAGCGAAAACUUAUCGAAAAAGACUUGUACUCAGGAUGUUGUAUUUUUCUUGAGGCUCUUUUAUAAAGAGCGCGAAUUGAUACUAUUCAGGUGGGGUGUACCACCGAGGGAAAUAAUUUAAAAACAAUAGGGAAAGUGUUUCAAUUUUUUAUAUCGUGAAAAUAAAACGAAUGGCACAAUGUGCCGCGUCACAAUGUUCGGUAUGAUGCAAAGUGUUAAUUUGAAAUAAAUAAUCUUUCGUUUAUUAAUUGA
This is a messenger RNA of Orussus abietinus, 3333 nucleotides long. RefSeq lists its product as uncharacterized. NCBI's taxonomy places the organism in Eukaryota, Metazoa, Arthropoda, Insecta, Hymenoptera, Orussidae. Gene Ontology annotation, biological process: regulation of transcription by RNA polymerase II. Bases 134 to 2350 code for a protein of 738 amino acids. The transcript has 8 exons. Gene Ontology annotation, molecular function: RNA polymerase II cis-regulatory region sequence-specific DNA binding; DNA-binding transcription factor activity. The record is from RefSeq and is a predicted model, not a curated record.